This is a messenger RNA of Aspergillus fijiensis CBS 313.89, 726 nucleotides long. RefSeq names its product GNAT family N-acetyltransferase. Gene Ontology annotation, molecular function: acyltransferase activity, transferring groups other than amino-acyl groups. The record is from RefSeq and is a predicted model, not a curated record. NCBI's taxonomy places the organism in Eukaryota, Fungi, Ascomycota, Eurotiomycetes, Eurotiales, Aspergillaceae. The transcript is spliced from 2 exons. The coding region runs from base 1 to 726 and encodes 241 amino acids.
AUGGCCAAUCCUCCUACAUCUCAACCACCCAACCACCCCUGGACCCCCUUCGCCAUCCUGACCCCCCGACUCAUAAUCCUCCCCACCCCAAUCGCCAUCUCCUCCCCCACCUACCGCAAACUGUACGCCUCCCUCCACGCCAACCCCGACUUCUGCACCAUGGGCUUCGGCGCCCACUUCCCGGCGCGCCAAUGGACCGACCCGGAGACCCUAGAGGUGAUUCAAACCCGCGACAUCGCGCGCUGCUGGCGCGUCCGCGGGAUGGGUGACUGCGCCGUGGGGUUACGUCCUUCCUCCCUCCCCAUCCCCAUAGCCGCGAAAUCCACCUCCAGCACCGACAUCACCAUCUUAACAGGCGAGGACGUCACCAGUCUACCCAGCGAUCUGGAUCAAAUCGAGUGGGUAGGCUACGCCGGCGUCCGCGACGGCACGACGACCUCGAUCCCCGCCCGCGAGGCCGGGGACCCGCCCCUUCCGCCGUGGGAGGAGAUGGUCGAGGUGCGCUACGGGGUGGCGCCGGAGCAAUGGGGCAAGGGGAUCGCGGCGGAGGCGGCGGCGGCGGUGAUGCGGUGGGCGGUGGCGGAGCGCGGCGUGAGGAGGUUCAUUGCGGAGACGGAGCGGCCGAAUGUGCGCAGUGCGAGGGCGUUGGAGAAGUUGGGGUUUCGGCGGAGUGGGACGCGGUAUUGGAAGGAGCCGGGGGAGGUGGAGUGGGAGUUGGUGGUGUAG